AUGAAAUCAUUUAAGCUUCAUGAAAUAGUUAGUAAUGGUCGUCAAAAACUUGAACAAUGGCAAAAAGAUUGUCAUGAGAAGAUUGAUCAUUUCUUUGAGAAAAAAUAUCAAGAACUCGAUAGACUUGUUAGCAAGAAAUUAGAUCAACAACAAGAAAAAAUUCUUUAUGUACAAUCAAAAAUGAGCAAACUUGUUCGUGAACAAGAAGCAAUCCGAGAUGAUAUUGACACAUUGACAUCAAUUAUUCAUCAACUAGAAACAGAAAUUAAAAAAUUGAACAAACAUAUUUCAAGAUCAGCACUCGAUCGUUAG
Molecule: messenger RNA, 312 nt
Organism: Rotaria sp. Silwood2
Lineage: Eukaryota; Metazoa; Rotifera; Eurotatoria; Philodinida; Philodinidae
Source: the annotation of a GenBank genome assembly